GUCGUGGGCUCGCCAACGGACGGAGAGGCCAACCACCUUGGUCUUUCUGGACGAAGCCAUGCUGAAGCUGCUGCUCAACCACUGGCAAGAGUCGUACAGCAAGAGUCCCGCCAGGGUGACCAGCGAGGACCCGCUGCUCUGCACGGACCUCGCCAAGACGAGGCCCAACGAAGAGUUCCUCGUGUCCCGGGUCAACCCCUUGUUCGUCGACUCCAGCACAGAGGCCUCGCCGAGCAGCACCAUCAAGAAAUCCUCCGAGACCACGGCGGACGUGCACAAUCCCCAAGACGGCGACGAACCGGACAAUUCAACACUAGUGAAGAAACCUCCGGAGCCGCCGGAUCCCCCUCCAACGCCGACGACCGCUUCGACGGCGACGCCGGACUCCGGUUCUAUAGCGUCGACAUCCACCAGGGCCGUCCAUGAGCCGAAAGUGGAAGCGACGAAGAGUGAGACGCAACUAGAGCCGAGAGAAUUGUCGCCGCAUCGCCAAAUCAGUCCUCAGCCGGAGUCCGUUGCGAAGCCGGAAGGGCAGUCUGAUACGCAGAAAACGGACACUUGGAACUCAGACAGAUCUUCCUCUCCGCGGCCGCUAGUGGAGCUGAGAGAGUGGCAAGAGAACGGCAAGAAGCAAGAGGACCACGUGCUCAACCGACUCCGGAACUCCGGCAGGGCGUCGAUCAUCACCAAGGAGAAGUUGAGUCUCGUUGAAAAAGUGAUCGCCGAGCGGUUGGGUAAGAGGAUUCCAGAACCGGGAAUUCGAAGGACCAUUGAACUUCUAAAUAAGGACGCAGUCCCUGCGUCCCAGGAGACAAACGUCGAAACAGACGUCAAGACAAACGUCGAAACAGACGUCAAGACAGUGGUAAAAGCAGACGUCCAAACCGAGUUGAAAGCAAACUCUCCUCCAGUAGCACCUCCCCUGCCUCCGGCUCCUGUCGUAGCACCGGUCUCCGUCUUAGACGGCAGUGUCCAGAUAGAAGAUAUCCGGAAGCCUCAAGAAUCCUCCUUCGAAGCGGAUGCCGCGGAUUCGAAUCCCAAAGACGAGACCGCAGGGGCAGUGAGGAUGCCCAAGCUAGAAGACGGAAGUACGCAGUCCGACUCUAUGACAGACUCUUCGAACAAGAAACCCGAAGUCAAGGACAAGUCUUCCGGACCAUCUACUUCUGAGGACAGCGGCAUCACCCGAGGGGACCAGGUCUACUCCGAUUCAGGAAAGCGCAAGGUUGCAACAAAGUCAGACUCUUCGGAGCAGAGCAGUACGGAAUCGACGAAGGGUAAACGGCAGCGGAGGACCAAGAAAGAGGCCCUCCGUGAAAGUAUGCGCAGGCGCCAGAAGUCAAACUAUAAGUCGCGCUGCAGCGCCUGCAAAAACGUGCUCCCGAAGAAGGACCGACCUCCGCAUCCCAGGGUCCACAAGCACAAGAGGUCCGCGGAGUCUGGCCUUGUGUCCGGUUCCGGAUCUCUGUCGGACCUUGCGUUCGAAUAUCCGUACCUCAGCGACCCGUGUCCGGCGCACUGCAGGCACAAGAGAUCCUCCAUCACAUGCAUGGAGAGCUGCAGGGAUUACCCCUGCGAGGAUUUUUGUAAUUCGGUCUACAGGUACCCUCCGGGGCACGGUCCCUACGAGGCGUGUCCGUGCGGCUGCGUGCACAACACGGCUCUGCUGCCCGAGUGCUGCCACUGGGGGGACGCGCCCCGGAGCCGCUACUCGUGGAACGGCAGCGAGGCAGCGGGUCCUGCGGCGGGCGCCUGCACCUGCCGCCGGAGCCAUCCAGCCUACUCUUCACGGCGCAAGGUCAAGUUCGCCCAUAGGCCGGGCUCCAAGGAGGCCCUCAAGUCCGACCUCAACGAGGAUGAGGAAGACGAGCCCGACAAGGGAGACCGGAGUCCCACCGGCAGCAAGUGCGACCAAGACAGCCUGGCGGAUGCGCCCAGCAAGGACCCCCUACCAAACGGACACGUCCUGGCCGAGAACGGCCUCUUGGAGAAGCAGCAGGCCAACGGCGUCCCUUACGCCUGGGAGGAGUGGCAGCAGUACAUGCGGCAGAAGACUCUUCGGUCCCGCCGCAAGAGGGCCCUGUGCAUGGGGGUCAUCGCACUGUCCAUCAUACUCUUCGUGGGCGUCACCGUGUCCGUGGGACUCGCCUACCUCCGAAAGAAGUUCUGACGCCCGUCUUCCUUCGUCUCCGCCCGUGAGGACCGUGGUAGACACUCCCGAACGGAUGCGGCCUGUCAGAAGAACUGCGGGUGUACG
Ixodes scapularis (black-legged tick) is the source of this 2257-nucleotide messenger RNA. Its product is annotated as AF4/FMR2 family member 1. Bases 59 to 2170 code for a protein of 703 amino acids. Lineage: Eukaryota; Metazoa; Arthropoda; Arachnida; Ixodida; Ixodidae. The transcript is spliced from 6 exons. The record is from RefSeq and is a predicted model, not a curated record.